ACCGAAAGCAAAAGGGAAGUCAUGGAUGGGAAUUAAAAAUUGAUGAAAGCAAUUACGAGGAACCAAAGUGGGAGAAAUUUCCAAGAAAAGACCAACUCAACGCCCACAAGACUCUGGUCAAUUUAUAUUUCUUCAAUUGUUUGUCCAUACUUCGCAUCUUAACUGCUCAGUCACCAAGUUUGCUUCCACUUUUGUUACUUGCAAUGCCUUCUAAGGCCAUCAUUCAAUGCAGUUCUUCUUCAUCAUCUCAAGUCACAAGAACGUAUGAUGUGUUUGUGAGUUUCCGAGGUGAAGACACUCGAAACAACUUUACUGAUUUUCUCUUCCAGGCUCUUCGUAGAAAAGGUUUUGAUGCCUUCAAAGACGAUGCGGAUCUCAGGAAAGGUGAAUCCAUAGCACCGGAACUGCAACAAGCCAUUGAAGGGUCUCGCGUUUUCAUCGUGGUCUUCUCUAAGAACUAUGCUUCCUCAACUUGGUGCUUGCGUGAACUUGCACACAUUUGCUAUUUGGUUGAAACACCGGGAAGACAUGUUCUACCUAUUUUUUAUGAUGUGGAUCCGUCAGAUGUGCGAAAACAGAGUGGCUAUUACGAGAAACCCUUUGUCGAAUUCGAAGAAAGAUUUAGAGAAGAUAAUGAAUGGAUGGAGGAAGUACAGAGAUGGAGAGAAGCUCUCACACAAGUUGCCAAUCUCAGUGGCUGGGACAUUAGAAAUAGGCCACAAUAUGAAGGGAUUGAAGUAAUUGUUCGAAAGGUGACAGAUAUAUUGGGUCAUAAAUUUUCAAGUCUUCCGAAUGAUAAUCUAGUUGGGAUGGAAUUUCGUGUUGAGGAAUUAGAAAAACUCUUAUAUUCGGAGUCAAGUAAUGAAGUUAGAGUUUUUGGAAUCAGUGGAAUGGGUGGAGUAGGAAAGACAACUCUUGUUCGUGCUUUAUACGAAAGAAUCUGUCAUCAAUAUGAUUUUACUUGUUAUAUCGAUGAUGUGAACCAGAUAUAUGGAGAUUCUAGUACAUUAGGUGUACAAAAGCAAUUGCUUUCUUGUUCUCUAAAUGAAAAAUAUGAAGAGAUUUGCAAUGUUUCUGAGGGAACUUAUUUGAUAUGGAAAAGGCUACAUCGUAAAAAGGCACUCAUAGUUCUCGAUAAUGUUGAUGAAGUUGAACAGCUAAAGGUUUUUAGUGGGAAUCGAGACACUAUGUUACGUGAUUGCCUAGGUAGAGGGAGCAUAAUCAUCAUAAUUUCUAGAGAUGAACAAAUAUUGAGGAUACAUGGAGUAGAUGAGGUUCGCCAUGUUCAACCACUAGAGGAAGAAGAGGCCGUUCAAUUAUUUUGUAGACAUGCUUUCAAAGCUAAUGUUAUUAUGAGUGAUUUUGAAAAGAUGACAUAUGAGGUACUGUGGCAUGCUCAAGGCCAUCCUUUAGCAAUUGAAAUAUUGGGUUCAACAUUAUUUGGUCUAAGUGUAUCACAAUGGAGAAGUGCAUUAGCUAUGCUAAGAGAAAAUAAAAGUAAAAAGAUUAUGGAUGUGCUGAGAAUAAGUUUUGAAGCAUUGGAUUCUACAAACAAGGAAAUAUUUCUAGACAUUUCUUGCUUUCUCCAUAAUUAUAUAAUGGAUCAUGCAGUAGAAAUUCUAAAUAUUCGUGGAUUUUAUCCCGACUUUGGCUUGCAAGUUCUCAUAAAUAAAUCACUCUUGAUCGUUAAGCAUGGGAUAAUUAAAAUGCAUCGGUUGUUGAUCGAUUUGGGCCAGUCUAUUGUUCGUGAAAUAUCACCUAAAGAGCCAAGAAAUUGGAGCAGAGUGUGGAGCUGCAAGGAUCUACAAAAAAUACUGUCCAAUAACAUGCCAGCAGAAAAUCUUGAAGCCGUAGUUUUUAAUCAGUUUGAAUUCCGUAAAAGAACCUUGAGCGCCGAUGCGUUUUCAAACCUGAGUCAUCUUAAGUUGCUCAAGAUCAAUGGUCCAUAUUUUUCCGGAAGCCUGGACUAUCUUCCUAGUGAAUUAGGAUAUCUAUAUUGGAAUCGAUAUCCUUUUAAGUCUUUGCCACCUCGUUUUCUACCAUACAAGCUUGUUUCGUUGUCCCUGACUUAUAGCAAUAUCGAGCGACUAUGGGAAGAUACAAAGCCUUUACACAGUUUGAAGCAUUUGGAUCUCUCAUAUUCAGAAAAACUAAUAAAGUUGCCAGAUUUAGGGGAGGCCAUAAAUCUUGAGCGGCUAUGUCUGAGAUAUUGCACAAAAAUAAGGGAGAUCCAUCCAUCCAUUGGUCUCCUAAGAAAACUUUCUAAUGUGACCUUGGAAGGCUGCGAAAAUCUUAUAAAGUUGCCACAUUUUGAAGAGACCCAAAAUCUUGAAAUACUAAAUCUUGAGAGAUGUAUAAAACUGGAGAAGCUCCAUCCAUCCAUUGGUCAUAUAAGAAAACUGAAAUCUUUGUACUUAAGACACUGCGAAAGUCUUACAAUGUUGCCAGAUUUUGGAGAGGACCUAAAUCUUGAAAGACUAUAUCUCGAUCGAUGUAUAAAGCUCAGGCAUAUCAAUCCCUCCAUUCAUCGUCUAAAAAAGCUUACUAUUUUGUGUUUGGCAGGCUGCAAAAGGCUAGUAAGCUUGCCCAUCACAAUAUUAUGCCUCAAUUCUCUCAGUGAUCUGUAUGUCUCGACCUGUUCAAAUCUGUCUUAUAUCCAAUUAUUAGAAGAAGCAAGGGAUGAAGGUCAUUUGAAGAGGCCUUGUGUAGGUGAAGCUUCUGUAAGAUCAUCUAUCAUGAAAAGGUGGUUUAAGUGGCCUUUACACUUGUUGCAUUCAAGAACACAUAAAGAUUCAGCUAGCCACUUGUUGCCUUCUCCCAAUUUCUCAUGCAUUCGUGUACUUCAACUAAGUUUCUGUGCUUUACUUGAAAUCCCUGAUGUUGUUGGAAGUUUGCACAGCUUAGAAAGGCUAAAGUUAAGUGGAAACAGUUUUUCUAAACUACCAAGCCUCAAAGAGCUUUCCAAACUGCAUUAUUUAGUCUUAAGGCAUUGCAAGCAACUGAAAUAUUUGCCUGAGCUCCCUUCACAAACGUACUUGCCAUCGCCAACUACAGAAUUUCCAGUAUGUACAGACACGAAAGAUAAAGAAAUAGAUCUACAUUUUGUAAAUUCAGUAUUAGAUGCUUUGAACUGCCCAAAAUUAGAUGAGAUUGAAAGGGAACGCUGCACUAAAAUGGCUGUUUCAUGGAUGAUACAAAUACUACAGGCACAAUACCGCAGAGAUCCGUUGUCCAUAACGAAUAAAUAUUUUUCAAGUCUUACUCCUGGAAGUGAAAUACCAAGGUUGUUCAACCAUCAGUAUAAGUCUAGCUAUGUAAGUAGCAUUGACGCAUCUCCCUAUCGGAAUGACUAUGUGGCUGCUGUGUUUUGUGUAUUAUUCGAAGCUCGAUGCAAAAGGGGUAUUGUGUCACCAAUGUGUCCUCAGAAAGCAAAAGGAGGCAGUAAGAUUCCAAUGCUUCUUGAUGAUGAUCUAGCCGUCAUGGACAAUUGUUCAGAUUACUUGUGGAUGACCUUUUUGAAUAAAUAUGAAUUCCUUGAAUAUCAGCACUCACGUUUGUAUAAUAAUAUAUCAGAAGUAGUCGGGGAUGGUUUUCAUAUUUCCGUGAAGAAAUGGGGGUAUCGUCUGAUAUAUGAUCUCGAUCUAGAAUUAUCUAUUUUAGCAAGGAUGCAUGGUGGAAGUUAGCCGGGCUUGAAGAACGAGGUUUUGGCAUUUGAAGAAAACAAGUAGAAACACUGCAUUUUCACCGGAAUUCCUUAUGGUGUGAUUGGAUGAGACAAUACAAGAGGAUGAUUUAUUUAUUUGGAGAAUUUGAAAUUCUUUAUAAUGAAAAGUUUUGUUUGAUAGAGAAAUUGAAAAACAUUUAAAAUGUAUGCAUUUUUUAAAACAAUUUCAAUUAGCUAAAUUAGAAGAAAUUUAAAUACCCUAAAAAAAUAGUAGAAUUUGAAAUUCAAAUAAUCAAUCUGUUUGGGUUUUAGUGGGAAUCGAGACAGUAUGUUACGUGAUUGUCUAGGUAGAGGGAGUAUAAUCAUCAUAAUUUCUAGAGAUGAACAAAUAUUGAGGAUACAUGGAGUAGAUGAGGUUCACCAAGUUCAACCACUAAAUAAGAAAGAAGCCGUUCAAUUAUUUUGUAGACAUGCUUUCAAAGCUAAUGUUAUUAUGAGUGAUUUUGAAAAGAUGACAAAUGAGGUACUGUGGCAUGCUCAAGGCCAUCCUUUAGCAAUUGAAAUAUUGGGUUCAACAUUAUUUGGUCUAAGUGUAUCACAAUGGAGAAGUGCAUUAGCUAUGCUAAGAGAAAAUAAAAGUAAAAAGAUUAUGGA
Messenger RNA from Vigna unguiculata (cowpea), 4318 nucleotides. Its product is annotated as TMV resistance protein N-like. Gene Ontology annotation, molecular function: protein binding; ADP binding. Gene Ontology annotation, biological process: signal transduction; defense response. NCBI's taxonomy places the organism in Eukaryota, Viridiplantae, Streptophyta, Magnoliopsida, Fabales, Fabaceae. The record is from RefSeq and is a predicted model, not a curated record.